Molecule: messenger RNA, 3697 nt
Organism: Cicer arietinum (chickpea)
Lineage: Eukaryota; Viridiplantae; Streptophyta; Magnoliopsida; Fabales; Fabaceae
Source: RefSeq, a predicted model, not a curated record
UAAAUCUAUUAAUUCUCUUCCAUUGAACCAACCAAAUAAAUGUUUAAUUUUACCAUAAUCUUGCAUAAACUAAAUUACAGUAAUUUGUUUCCAAUCCGAGGCCCAAACCAAACAUGACCUAAAAUAAUUACUCAAGGCCAAUUUGGUGAUUUCCACGGUACCAUAACAUGCAUUACAUAUUACGAACUUCGUCGAUGCGACGGUGAACGGUGCGGUGACUAACCAGCGACCACAAUCUCCAGCAAUGAAACCCUGCAAAGACGCCAUCACCAUGGCCGAAAAAGCAAUCACAUACCUAAAACGCCACCCACAAAACCUACCAUCACUAAUCCCUCACUUCACACCCCAAGCAGCAACCUACCUUCUCCUCACUUCCCAAUUCAACAAACCCUUAACUCUCAAAUUCCUCAACUGGGCCAAACCACACCCUUUCUUCACUCCCCAUUGUAAAUCCAUCGCUCUCCACAUCCUCACUCGCUUUCAUCUCUUCAAUUCCGCACAAACCCUAGCACAAAACCUCAUCACCACAACAACAUUAAACGACACAACCUCCACCGUCGUUUUCAAUCUCCUCCAAAACACAUACCACUCCUGCAAUUCAUCCUCCGCCGUUUUCGAUUUACUAAUUAAAUCAUACUCCCAUCUUAACCUAAUCCAAAACGCUAUCCACACCCUCCACCUCGCUAACCGCCACGGCUUUUCCCCUACCGUCCUAUCUUACAACUCAAUCCUCGAUUCGAUUCUCCGAACCGGAGAAACCGGGUCCCACCAUUUAUCUAUUCAACACGCGAACCGUGUCUUCAAUGAUAUGAUUCGAAAAAAUGUUUCGCCGAAUGUAUACACUUAUAAUGUAAUGAUCCGCGGAAUGGUUUCCGCGGGGAAUUUAGACUCUGGUCUUCGUCUCAUUCGUGAGAUGGAGACUAGAGGUUGUUUGCCUAAUGUGGUGACUUAUAAUACAAUGAUAACUGCUUAUUGUAAAGAGAAUAAGAUAGAGGACGCGUUUGGUUUGUUGAAAAUAAUGGUGGAAAAUCGCGUUGAGCCUAAUUUGAUUUCUUACAAUGCGGUUAUUAAUGGUUUGUGUAGUCAAGGGAGAAUGAAAGAGACAAUGGAAGUGAUUCGUGAGAUGAAUUUGAAAGGGUUGAGUCCUGAUUGUGUUACUUAUAAUACACUUGUGAAUGGGUUUUGUAAAGAAGGGAAUUUUCAUCAGGGAUUUGUUCUUCUUCAUGAGAUGGCUGGUAAGGGUUUGUCGCCGAAUGUUGUUACUUAUACUACUUUGAUUAAUGGUAUGUGUAAGGUAAAGAAUUUGAGUCGCGCUUUGGAGAUUUUGGAUCAUAUGCGUGUUAGAGGACUUAGUCCUAAUGAGAGAACUUAUACAACAUUAGUGGAUGGUUUUUGUAGGCUAGGGUUAAUGAAUGAGGCUUAUAAGGUUUUGAGUGAAAUGAUUGAUAGUGGAUUUUCGCCUUCGGUUGUUACUUACAAUGCAAUUAUUCAUGGAUUUUGUUGUUUGGGGAGGGUUGAUGAAGCUGUUGGAGUUUUGAAGGGUAUGGUCGAGAAGGGUUUGUUUCCUGAUGUUGUUAGUUAUAGUACUGUUAUAUCUUUCUUUUGCCGAAAUGGGGAGAUGGGAAAAGCGUUUCAAAUGAAGGUGGAGAUGGUCGAGAAGGGCAUUUUGCCUGACUAUGUGACGUAUUCGUCACUCAUACAAGGGUUAUGUCGUCAAAGGAAACUCUCGGAAGCUUUUGAUCUCUUCCGAGAGAUGGUGCUUGUAGGCUUAUUGCCUGAUGAGGUUACUUACACUAGUUUGAUGAAUGGUUAUUGUGUUGAAGGUGAAUUGAGUAAGGCUCUUGAUUUGCACGAUGAAAUGAUGAAGAAGGGUUUUUUGCCUGAUGUUGUUACUUAUAGUGUACUUAUUAAUGGCCUUAAUAAGAAAGCUAGGACUAGAGAAGCUAAGAAGCUUCUUCUAAAGUUGUUUUAUGAUGAGUCUGUACCGAAUGACGUGACGUACAAUACUCUGAUAGAAAACUGCAGCGAUAAUGAAUUUAAGAGUGUGGUUGGUCUUGUGAAAGGAUUCUGCAUGAAGGGUUUAAUGGAUGAAGCAGAUCAAGUUUUUAACACAAUGCAUCAGAGGAAUUUUAAACCUGAUGGAGCAGUUUAUAAUUUAAUCAUACACGGACAUUGUAGACGUGGUAAUGUUCGUAAGGCAUAUGAUAUGUAUACAGAGAUGGUGCGAUGCGGUUUUGUUUCUCAUAUGGUGACUGUAAUUGCUCUCGUUAAAGCUCUAUCGAAAGAAGGGAUGAAUGAUGAGCUGAGUUGGGUAAUGCAAAAUAUAUUCAGCAGCUGUAGGCUCAAUGACGCAGAACUACCGAAAGCACUUGUUGAAAUUAACUUUAAAGAAGGUAACAUGGAUGCUGUUUUGAAUGUGCUUACAGAAAUGGCAAGCGAUGGCCUGUUACCUGAUGGGGGAGAUUAUUCAUGUGCUUCUGCAAUUGCACUGUAAUUUUUGUUGUUGUAUAUUGUACUGUGUAACCAUAAAAUUUGAUCCCGACACUUCAUGCAAACAUCCAGUACCAUUGGGCUUGGAGACUUGCAGUGGCGAAAUGAAAUUCUUUGUCGAUAUCAAAGUAAUUUAUCAAUAACUGCCUUGACCAGGUUAAUACAACUCUCUUAUCUAUCUCCUCUCCUUUGUGAGUCACUAACACAAAAUGUACUUGUGAGGCAUUCCUUGUCAUUGGGUAAAUUUUUUGAAAAUUUAGCUUUAUAUUCUUUUUUUACUUUUAUUACAAUAGCCAUAGAGAUGCAAUAAAAAAGUCAUUUCCUUCCUAAUCAAACCAAACAUGUCAGAUGGAUCGAUUAUUUCGUUUCGGUGUUGUUAAAUAGCGGCUAUAGCAUAGUGGAAUUUGAAGAAAACACUAUUAUUCCACCAUAUACUAUUUAGUACAAAAUGUUGUCAAACAACGGCUAUAGCGGCACCAUAGCACUGUUUUGUAGCGGAUUUCGAACUAAAUGCUAUUUUCCGCAAUCUGCGGUUGACAAUACCAUUCCAUUUUACUCCCAUUCCUUCAAAUGAUGUUCCAAGAAACCAAAUGUGACCUUGUUGUUUUUGGAUUGGUUUAAAUCAUUGAGUAUGAAAUAGCUUUACUUUCAAUCAUAGAUAGACAUUGUUUUCUUUGUGUUUGUCAUAGUUUAUGCUUGUCAUAGUGUGUCUUUGAAAUCAAUGUUCUUCUGUUGUUGCUAAUUUACUUUUGCUGCAAAUUAUGUUUUAUGAAUUUUUAUAAGUUUUGAAAUGCUGAAGUUGGGAAAGUUUUCUCUGGACCUGAUCCACCAUUUAUGGCACAUGAAUUAUAUAAUUUGUUUACAUCGUGCUUUCAAAGCUACAAGAAUCAGAUGCUUGUAAUUGUGUCUUAUCAUUUUUGUUGUGGUUCAUCAUAACCUACUGGAUGUAGGGUAAGACAUUGACAGGGGAAACGGUAGUAUUGUUGUCAGCAAGUCAUAAUAAAGUUCAUCUGAAAACUAAGAGUAAGUCUGGAUGCUGGAUCAUUGGCGACUGAAAAGGGACAAUAGGUUUAUUUGUGAUGCUUAUAUUAUAUAUACCUGGUAUCCUUUGGAGUUAGUAUUCUCAAUUCUGAUUCUGCUGCGACAAGUUUAACUAAUUUUUUCCUAUCAUGACAGUUUUUUGGAUGCAUAAGGCUUGGUUGUUGUA